Molecule: messenger RNA, 5250 nt
Organism: Eriocheir sinensis (Chinese mitten crab)
Lineage: Eukaryota; Metazoa; Arthropoda; Malacostraca; Decapoda; Varunidae
Gene: per
Product: period circadian protein-like
Exons: 24
Coding region: 177-3920 (1247 amino acids)
Biological process (GO): circadian regulation of gene expression; negative regulation of transcription by RNA polymerase II; entrainment of circadian clock by photoperiod
Cellular component (GO): cytoplasm; nucleus
Molecular function (GO): transcription corepressor binding; transcription cis-regulatory region binding
Source: RefSeq, a predicted model, not a curated record
UUACGAGACGUGGCCGCGAGAGGAGACCAGGCGGUGCAGUGCUAGACGGCCAUUUACAAGAAGACCAGUGCUUGUAAACGUCCUGGCUAGUGAUAAACAAAUAAUAUGGUGCUAGGCGGUGACCCGGACCAAGGGUGAAGCGUGUGCGGCGAUUAGAAGCGAAGAUAUCAGCAAAAAUGGAGAAUAUGGCGGAGAAUCAUAAUCAAGCCGUGACCAUGGAGGAGCAGGAGCAGGCCAUCGACGACGCCAAGAACCCCGGCCAGCAGGAGUCCGCCUAUGGGUCCCUUGAGUCAUCCUCCCAGGGGCCCUCGCAGAAGAGCAGUUACAGCGGAAGCAAAAGUCUCAACAGCGGGUCCAGCCACAGCAGCGGGUUCGGGGAUAAUGCUGACUUCAGUAGUGAAAACAGACUCAAGGAGACCAAGCACAAAGACCACAAGCGGAAGAAGGUCAAGGAGAAGACGGAGAAGAAGGUGGAGAAGGCGGAGAAGCUAGCCAAGGAGGAGAAGAAGGAGAAGGAGAAGACGAGGGCGGGCCAGGACCACCAUGACCCCCAUAUGGCCAGCGAGACAGCGAGCAGCAUUGCCACGGGGAUGGAGGAGGGCGGCUCGGCGUUCAACUGCCAUAGCAAUGACGGGGAUGAGCGAGCCGACCAACCCAACCUCGUGUACACCCAGGCCCUCAACUACAUCAGGAAGAUCAAGGAGCGGUCCGCCGAGCAAGGUGUUCUCUUUGCCAGUCCCGAGUUGGUGCAGCUUCCCCGCGACACUCACGACAUCGCUGCCUUCCUCAAGAGCUUCAAGAGUACCCGAGGGUUCACCGUGGCCAUCAGUGUGCAGGACGGGCUGGUGCUGCAGGUGUCCCCGGCCAUCACUGACGUGCUGGGCUUCCCUAAGGACAUGCUCAUCGGGCAGUCCUUCAUCAACUUCGUCUACCCCAAGGACUCCAUCAACCUGUCCUCCAAGAUCAUCCACGGCCUCAACCUCCCCUUCAGGAACGAGUCCAUAAAAGACAACUACGGCACCUCCUUCUUCUGCCGCAUGAGGAUGUACCACGGCCUCAGGAGCUCUGGGUUCGGCGUGAAGAACAAGCGCACAUUCUACAAGCCCUGCAAGAUGGUCCUCAAGUUCCACGACCCGACUUGCCUGGACGAGACGGCUUCUACUUGCGGCCCUAACUCGUCCCUCCUGCUGGCUGAGGUUAUACCCAUCCAGAGCAUCUAUCAGGUUCCCGAGGAGACACCGGCGAUGGGCAGCUUCAGCAUCAGACACUCGGCCUCGUGUAACUUCUCGGAGUACGACCCGGAGGCGAUCCCGUACCUGGGCCACCUCCCGCAGGACCUGACCGGCAACUCCGUGUUCGACUGCUACCACCCGGAGGACCUGCCGCUGCUGAAGGAGGCGUACGAGGAGAUGGUUCGAGAGCAGGGCAGACCUCACCGCAGCAAACCCUACCGCUUCCGAACCUUCAACGGCAGCUAUGUCACCCUGGAGACCGAGUGGCUGUGCUUCGUCAACCCCUGGACCAAGCGCAUUGACUCCAUCAUCGGCCAGCACAGGGUUCUCAAGGGCCCGAGCGACAUAGCCAUCUUCCUGGAUCCUGGGGACAAAGCACCCACACCCCUGCCGGAAGAGGUGAUGAAGGAGGCGCAGAAGGCUCAGAAGGAGAUCAUUGAGCUGCUGGCGAAGCCCGUUGCCUCGUACAAGGACCCCAGUAAAGGUUCGCAGGAGAUGCGUCGCCGCACGCUGGCCAACAUGAUGAGCUCCAUCGUGGACGAGCUGGACAACCUCGAGAAGAAUGUGACGCAGACCACCAACCGCCACUCCCUCCUCGUCCCCCGCCAGCACAACAAGCCCGGCAACCACGCGCCACAGCCCCCCAUCGGCCCGGCGCCCCCCAGCACGUUUCCCACCACUCAGGACCAGGCCUCAGUGGUUAUGGGGGAGAUCUCCCCUCACCAAGAUGACCGUUGCUAUGAGUCCUACCCCUCCACCUCCACUCCGUCCAGCUACAGCAAGUUGAACUACAAUGAGACCAUUCAGAGGUUCUUUCGGAGUCAGCCCAAGACAGUGUCAUCUGAUGAGAGCGGUGACAGCAAGAUGGAAGUCUCCCACCUGGGCAGUCUGGGCUCUACCACCAACAAGCAAUCCCAAGACAACUCCCAGUCCCAAUCCGGCUCUGGCUCUGGCGACAAUUGCAACCACACCAGGAAGUCCGAGAGCACCGGAAACGGCAGCGGCAGCGGAAGCGGCGACACAGGGCGGACGUCCAGUGUGGGGCGGUCCUACAGGCACGUGCAGCUGACGGAGGAAGUUCUGUCCAAGCACAACGCAGACAUGCAGAAGAUGUUCAUGCAGCGGCAGCGGACAGGACUUAAGCCUCACAAGGACAAGGGCAAGCUGAAGACCAUGAAGAAGGCACUCAAGAGGCCUGUGGAAAGGACGUGCGGUGUGAAGCGCGGCGGCGGGGCGAUGGAGCAUGAGGCGACGGCCAACAAGCAGCCCUUCCUGGCACCCUCUGCGGCAGGUUCCGGCUCCUCCCUCAAGCCUUCCUCCGCUGACGUCUGGGCGCAUGGCGAGAACCAGACACACAUACAUUCCUCUGGCAGGUCCGUCGGGGCCGCUGUGGGACAGGGCACGACCCACGUGGCAGCGCCCUCCUACCCGGGCAUCAUGCCGGGCUUCUACUUCCCCACCAGCACCUCCAGCAUCUCCCAAGUCCCCCCCGUGCCCCGUGCCCCCGCCCCGAUGCCCCUCGUCCUCCCACCACAGCAGACAACCUUCCUGCACCCUCAAGGCGUGGCAGUGCCGCUGCAGUACAUCCCUGGGGUCAUGUACCAGCCGGUGGGGCCGCCGCUGUUCAACGCGCCGCCCCUCAUGCUGCCCAACGUGGUGUACCAGCACACAGCGGUCCAUGCUCCACUCACCCAGAUGCCCAUCCCCAUGUCUGACGGGGAGAAGCCGUCCGGGGCCGAAAGUGACCAUGACCUGUUUGACCCCAUCCCUCAGUCUGCCAAGAGCUUCAUCGCCAAGCACUCCACCCCACACCUGCGGCGGCCUGACUCACAGGCCACCUCUGUCAAGGCUGAGCCGGGAUCAGCGCGCGGCAGCACAGCCUCAGCCUCGGGCAAGCUGAUCAGCUCCCACUCCCACGUCGCUGAGAGUAUCCGCUCCUACAUAGAGGACACCACAACUGUCUCCCCGGGAUGUGCCCCCAAGGAUACUGAGAAGAACCGUGCCUCAUCACAGGUCUCACAGUAUUCACAGUCGACCAGCGUCCGCGCUGAGGCCGAGAGCAUCGGCUCCCCCGGCAAACAGGACAAAAUGACCAUCGAACCACGCCAUGAGAACUCCAGUGACAUGGUGCUCUCUGUCACCAGCUCCACGGGCUCCCCGGGCGAGUACAAGUCCAGCGACGACAGUAUGCAAAACAUCUCAGACAACUCUGAGAACAGCGAGAUCUCGGGGAUGGGGAUGAAGUGGAACAUCCCGCGCGCCAAGUGUCAGCGGCCGGUGCUGAGCGACCCGCCGUGGCUGGAGGACGUGAAGUUGACGCCAGAGCUGCUCUACAAGUACCAGCUGGAGACCAAAGAGCUGGUGGAUGUCCUUCGCCAUGACAUGGACAAACUCAAGAGUGUGCGGCAGCCAACCAUGGUGGAUGACCAGCUGUCGUCUCUAUACCACGAACUGGAGCUGGAGGGGUCCAGUCCCUACCUGCACCUGGAGGACGGUGUCACCUCCUCCUCAGGGGAAGACCAGGCAGGCACGUCAUCACAGCAGCCACCAGCCCCAAGAAGGAAGCGAACAUCAUCCUACUUCAGCAAGAUGGCGAUGCUGCACGAAGAGGACGCUCCCCUGCCCCCCGCUGACGCCUGGUGUUGCCACCGUCAGCCUGCCCUGGAGACCUCCAGCUCCUCCUCGUAAAGCUUUCCUGCAGGGGCCGACACUCCCCUUUCUUAGCUUGAUGAAGGAGGACAACAAACCUCCUCGAGUACCUUGUUCAGUCCCUGCUCUUUGGUCUGAGGAACUACUGAUGCUGAAUGAUCCCAGACUUCUGUUUCCUCCCUUGGUUGGUUGCUAACGGGAAGACUGUUUGUCAUUUUGGGGGAAGCUCAUCCACUCACGACGGCAGAACUGACCGCGCAAAGAACUUGGUUUGUGACAUUAACUAUCCGAAAUGCGUGUAACUAGAAAUAAUCACGUCAAUUCCCAUAGCUCCAGCUCCAUCUAAAGAGGAGACUGCACAUCCCCAUGAGGCAGUCAUUCACAAACGUUAAGAAAUUUGCGUCAAUUUCAUGACUUUGAACGCUUGGAAAACUUAGUGAUGCUUUGCCUCCCAGCACCCUGGUGGUGGUGGGGGCGAGCAGUGCCGAGCUGUACCUGUGUUGAACUGUAUGUUGCUACCUGGAUAGUGUGGGAGACAUGGUAAUACUGGAAGGCUAUGGGAGUACUAGUAGUUGUGAAAUACUGCUAGAGAAUGGGUUGAACUAGUAAAUAAUGGUAAAACUGGAUUGCUAUGGAAAUACUAGUAAUUGUGGAAUGGUGCAAGAGAAAGGUUUAAAGCUUGAACACUGCAGGAGAACUAGUAAUUAAUGGUAGAAUGGGAAUGCUAUGGAACUGCUAGCACUUGCAGAAUGCUGCAAGAGAGUGGGUGAAAGAUUGAACACCUCACAGAGCUAGUAAAUAUGAGAACCUCCACACAUACUGAACACUGUGGGAGAUAUCAAUAAAGGCCAAAGGAACACUAGGAGGAGAUUAGGAAAAUGGGAAAGCUUGCACACUAGAAUAGGAAAGCCUGAAUGUUAUUGGAAGACUGGUAGUAGUGAGAACAGACAAAAAUAAAAGACUCGUAACAUAAUCCGUUCUGUUGCUGCUGUGUGGGUCUGCAGCUCAUGUUGAAGAAAGGAUCAGUGUGGUGUCCUGCGUCUUCUGUGCCUGAGAACAUGAAUCUGGAGAGUAGGAGAAGCCUGGGAAGAAACAAUGAUAGGAACGAGGGGUGAGAGAAGAUAGGGAGAGGGGUGAGAUAGGGUAGUGGUGGACCAUGUCAUAGGUAAGGGAACGGUGAACUGAAUUUGGGAGUUGAUAGGCAAGGGCAGGGAUGAAGUGUAUCUAGGCAGGGUGAGGCAGGGUCGGGUGUUGUGGCAGGGGUUGUACUGUCUUAAAGUGCUUGGUGGGCAGUCCUUGACCCGGCACAGAUAAGGUCAGGAGUAGAGAAUAAGUUAGUGUGUGAGGGAAGGAGAGGCUGGUAACUCCU